This is a messenger RNA of Condylostylus longicornis, 1592 nucleotides long. RefSeq names its product reticulocalbin-2. The record is from RefSeq and is a predicted model, not a curated record. Gene Ontology annotation, molecular function: calcium ion binding. The transcript has 3 exons. Gene Ontology annotation, cellular component: endoplasmic reticulum. NCBI's taxonomy places the organism in Eukaryota, Metazoa, Arthropoda, Insecta, Diptera, Dolichopodidae. Bases 335 to 1300 code for a protein of 321 amino acids.
CGAUGAAUUCUUUUGUUUACACCACGUAGAGGUUUUCCGGUAAUUUUUAUGUAUGGAUUUUUUGCGUUUGUGGCUACAUACAUAUCUAUAUUGAUUUAGCUCAUCUUCUAUACGUACGAAAAUUUACUUUUUUUUUGUUACACAAGAGCAAAAAUAUGCUUAGUAUUGGGAUUUUUUUAAGCAAGCUUUUAGCAAAUUAUUAAUCUUAGAAGUAAUCUUUUUAUGACAGUCAAACCUUAGUGAACUUUUGAUAGGUACAUACUUACGUUUGCGCUUAUAUCUAAAACUUAAAAGGAUAUUCACCUUUCGAACUUAAAAAAGAAUAUCUAAGAACAUGGUUCCUAAAAUACAGUUGAAUAUAAAUAUUAUUGUGUUUACAUUAAGUAUACUAGUAGUUCAAGCAGCAUCCACUCAUAAACAUGAAAAACUAAAUAGUAAAGAAAGGCUUAAAGACGGGAUUUAUGCAAGAAAUGCCAAUCAUAACGAAGGUGGGCACCAUGUUGAAUUUGAUCACGAAGCUAUUUUAGGAAGCGUCAGAGAGGCAGAGGAAUUUGAUACACUAAAUGAAGAAGAAGCUAAAAGGCGAUUAGGGUUAUUGGUUAUUAAAAUGGAUUUAAAUAACGAUGGUUUUGUGGAUCGACCAGAACUUAAAGCAUGGAUAAUUAGAUCAUUUAAGAAAUUGUCAGAGGAAGAAGCAAACGAUAACUUUGAUCUUGCUGAUACCGAUAGUAACGAAGUUCUUACAUGGGAGGAAUAUUUACUAAAUACAUACGAUACCGAUAAUGAAACUUCCGUGUCAUCUGAAGAAAUUUACUCCCUUGAAAACGACAAAAUGUUUUUUUUCGGAGCUGAUUUUAAUAAAGAUGGAAAACUUACACGUGAAGAAUAUACUUUGUUUCAAAAUCCAGAGGAAAGUCCCGAAAUGGCACCGUUAGUUUUAAAACAAACCUUGAAUGAUAGAGACACGAACAAAGAUGGGAAAAUCGAUUUCAAAGAAUUUGUAGGUGGUGAAGCUGUUGAUCAAGAUAAAGAAUGGUUAUUAGAGGAGAGAACUAGAUACGAAGCAGCUGAUAAAGAUAAAGAUGGUUUUUUAACUGGCGACGAAAUUAUAUCUUGGGCUGUACCAAAUCAAGAACAAAUUGCUCUGGAAGAGGUUGAUCACUUAUUUGCAAUAAGUGACGAAGAUCACGACCUUCGUUUGAGUUAUUUAGAAAUCAUAAAUAAUCAUGAAACAUUUGUUGGCAGCGAAGCAACAGAUUUUGGAGAACAAUUAGAAAACAUGGAGCACGACGAGUUAUAAUUUCUGGAAAAAAGCUUUUAGCUUGUUAAAAAAAUUUAUAUUAUGACGUUGAAAAAUGCAGAUUUGCAUAUAAAAAUUGGGUGGCAAUCCACAAAAAAACGUGCGAUAUUUUUAUAUCUAAACUUAAAAAUGGCUCUUCUUAACACAAAAUUUCAAGAAAUUAAUCUUUUUCUUGACUUUUAAUUUUUAUGAAAAGUACGUACCUAUAUCAAUAUAUUUCAUAUUUUUAUAAGUAUAAAAAUUAUUAUGGAAUAAUGUCACACCUCACAAAAUGCAAUAUUAAUAGAAAAAC